Metopolophium dirhodum (rose-grain aphid) is the source of this 969-nucleotide messenger RNA. RefSeq lists its product as uncharacterized. The coding region runs from base 462 to 845 and encodes 127 amino acids. The record is from RefSeq and is a predicted model, not a curated record. Lineage: Eukaryota; Metazoa; Arthropoda; Insecta; Hemiptera; Aphididae. The transcript has 3 exons.
AAAUGUACGCCGCUGCACCGGCACCACGAAACGCGGUACACAAUUGUAGCGCUGUUCUGGCAAUUUUUUUUUGUUUGACGAUGUUUCGGGUUUUACAUAUUUUUCAAUGACACGUUUAUUGUCGUGUCGCAUACGCCGCCGCGGGUAUAUAUUAUCACCGACCCGACCGUGUUACUCUACGCGCCGCGGGAACUGCGGCGGGCGCCAUCGCCGUAAUAUAUUAUAAAUUUCCAAUUAACCGUCGUUGUUCGUGCCGCCGACGACGAAGCUGCGAAUAGAAGACGCGUAGCCCAUUAUUGUAUACACAAUACCGAUAUUGUUUUACCUCCGCAGCUAUUCCGCAUCGCGAGAGCGCCGCACGAUUGUUCGUCGUCGUCGUCGUCGUCGUCGUAACAACAGCAUAAUAUAUAGGAUUGUGCACAGUCGUCACCGGGUCGGAAAUCGCCAGCGACGCCGCCAACAUGAUGGGACAUUGGAUUUUCGUCCUUUUGUGCUUGUCGUUUGUCGGACAACUAGUGCUCGGCAGUUUGUUUCCACCAAUCCCUCCGAACGCUCAAAAUCCAUCACAACCAGACGCUGUGCCUCCACAACAAGAAGUCAAUUGGCCAUUAAACAAUUUAGCCACACCUGAAGUGAUCGUCGUCGGAGAAGCAGCCACGCUCAAUACCAGAAGUCUCCACAUGGAAAAAACUAGAGACAAGCCAUUGGAAACCAGUCAAAAAUCGGAAGAAAUAUUACCAAAAGUCAUUGUUAUUGGCACUGAACAAAAAGCAGUCGGUGAAAUUGUAACCAGAAACAAUGCAGAAAUGGAAACUAAAAACUUAUCUUCGACCAACAAUGGAUAACACCAUACCAUUGAUCACAUUAAACACAAUGUACAAUUUUUCAAUUUUUCAAAUUAUAAAAUAUAUCAAUUAUUACCUAAAAAUUAAAAUUGGAGAAUGAAAAUAUAUAUAUUAAAUUACCUGA